Molecule: messenger RNA, 953 nt
Organism: Metopolophium dirhodum (rose-grain aphid)
Lineage: Eukaryota; Metazoa; Arthropoda; Insecta; Hemiptera; Aphididae
Product: troponin C, isoallergen Bla g 6.0101-like
Exons: 6
Coding region: 188-691 (167 amino acids)
Molecular function (GO): calcium ion binding; enzyme regulator activity
Source: RefSeq, a predicted model, not a curated record
CAUUUAUACGUAUUGAAAGGUAAAUUAGUACUAUAAAUAAAUAUCGUCUUAUACACUUGGACGUUCGCGCGCCAUUGUUACCUCAAAGCUUUCAUCGGGCACAGACUCAGACGAUUGUCCGUCGCACACCGUUCGACGUAUUCUAUUAUUUUAUCAUACCACAGCGACCCGGACGACAACAUCAAACAUGUCGUGGAUGGACCCGGUCCCUGAACCCCAAGACCUCUCGGAAGCCAUAACGUUGAGUAAAGAUCAAUUGAAAGUUUUGAGAAAGGGUUUCGACACGUUCGACACUGAGAAAAAUGGCAAAAUUACGUGCGCCAACAUCAACAUCAUUUUGGACAUGUUGGGCCAUGCUACCGACGCCGGAACUGUUAAGAAAAUCGUAUCCGAAAUCGACCACCAAGGAACCGGGACAUUAUCCUUUGACGACUUUUGUACGUUGGCAUCGAGAUUUAUGACUGAGGAGGAAGAGGACUCCGAAGCAAUCAAAACCGAACUCAGAGAAGCUUUUAGGCUGUACGACAAAGAAGGUAACGGUUACAUCACGACCGAAGUGCUGAGAGAAAUAUUGUCUGAACUCGACAACAACAUGUCCGACGAAGAACUGGAUCAGAUGAUCGAUGAAAUCGACGCGGACGGAUCCGGUACCGUAGACUUCGACGAAUUCAUGGAGGUAAUGACUGGUUGAUGCGAAAACGUUAUAAUAGAGUUAUCGAUAUUAUACAAUCUAACAAACGCAGCACUUUUUGAAAAAGCAACACAUUUUACAAUAUGUUUCCUUAAUUUUUGUUUUUUUUUUUUUUUUGUUGUUCUUUACGCUCAAUUUGCAAUUCGUAUGGACGUAAUGCGUUGAAUAUACUUUGUACAAUAUACGGUAGCUGAUUUAAUGCAUUAGAGUAAUCAUAAUGUAAACAUCCAUUAUCAUUAAAUUAAUAUUGUAUGCUAUCAAA